Musa acuminata AAA Group (dessert banana) is the source of this 590-nucleotide messenger RNA. RefSeq lists its product as uncharacterized. The coding region runs from base 280 to 489 and encodes 69 amino acids. The transcript has 2 exons. NCBI's taxonomy places the organism in Eukaryota, Viridiplantae, Streptophyta, Magnoliopsida, Zingiberales, Musaceae. The record is from RefSeq and is a predicted model, not a curated record.
GGAAUUCAAGCAGCUUUAACUGCACAGGCUUCUGGUUUGGGUAGCCAUCAACAAUAAGGUCUUCUCACCACCUAAACCAAAGAGACGGUGGCGGACAAGGCUGUCUGCCACCGUGCCAACCUCCUCCUCCUUCUUCUUCGUCUGCCAGACCAGUCGCAGCAGAUGGCAUAUCCUCCUGUCGUUCUUCCUCCCCCUUACCCUACCUAAACGACGUGCCCUGUCUCAUACAGAUACAUACACCUACACGAGAGAGGAGGAGAGGCGAAGAAGAAGAAGAAGAUGGCGUUCUUCUGCUUUCUGGUGGACCAGCGGCGGACGGUGAGGAGCAGCAAGCCGGCGGCCGGGAUCUGCUCGCGCUGCGGUGGCUGCGCCAGCGCCGCCGACAUGGUGACCCUCACGCGAUUCUGCUACGUCCCCGUUCAUCGUAAGACCUGGCGGGCCAUCAUCUGCACCUUCUGCGGCGCCUUCCUCAAGUCCUACCACCGGUAGAUGCAUGCAGACGAUACCUGCAGAUCGAAACGUUCGCGUAUGCAAAGCAUCAUUUACAUGUACGAUGGAAUGGAUAUAUCUUGUGAGUUAGUUCGAUUUGA